AAGUGUGCGAAACUCGUUGCAUCCGACGCGAGAAAUCCAGCGAGAGUAGGAGGUGAAAAAUCCCCUUGUGUACUGAAGUGUGACAGUUCCGUCGUCUGUCGACUGAUGCUCAACUGCUGGCCUGAUGCUUCUUCCAUCAGGGCCCGAGAAGCCGCCGACGAUUCACCAGGAAAAUAUAGAUGUGAUAAUACAGUAAUUUGUUUUAGUGCAAUUUUCUAAUUAAUGGCUGCAAGCAGCGGGGCGCCAUCUGGUGGGAGUUAAAGUGACAAGAAGUGCGAGCAAUAGUGCCGUCAAAGCAAGCGAAUCAGCAGAAUUGCAACUUUACGACACUGUCAAGGGAGAUUACACAAGUACCCAGUCUACUGUGGUUUCCGUUCGUGUUUAAUGAGAGUGAAAACUGUAACAGCCCAGCCACAACAAGCAAGCCGGAAAGCUCACACCAUUCAACAUCUAUUUACCUCACGGGAUUAUUACGUUUUAUCGGUGCAUGAAGAAAGGAUCAACCAGCCCUAGCCCCAGGCGUUCUUCAACAAUAUCCGGAUCAGUGUCACGCUCUUUAACCGUCGCUGUUGUUAACCUUCCUAGUCCAUUAGCCAGUCCGAGCACACAGCCAGUCCGCAAACCAGCUUCCAGACCUAGCACAACGUAUGCAUUCACUGCACGAAAUUAGCAGCACCCAACAAGAAAACAACAGCAACAUCAGCAACGACCACGACCGCAAUCGCGUUUACCACCGGCGACGGCGUUGCACCGAUCCCCAUCAACGUCGUCGUUGUUGUCGUCGAGGAGAAAUUGCUACUAAAAUAAGGCCAUCGCCGGCUGCCAAUCCCGGUCUCUUGGAGCAGCUGCUGCUAGCCGUAGCGGCUACUACGGUAGUGGUCAACCGUGGUAGCAGCGACAACACCAGCGUCGAUCACAGACGGCGGCGGCGUCGCCGGAGACGACGGCGGUCGUUCACGUUUUGAACGUGUAGCCUAGAAAUCGCAUACGGCGAAAUUACCCAUUUUAGCACGUUUGCCGCCGCCUACUUGGGUGAUCGCUGAGGCUGUAUCGUUUCGAUCGGCGAAUGCGAGCGUCUCACGGGUGGUGGCCGUUGAUGCUUCAGCGUAUUGCACCCGCACGCGCUGUCACGCGAUGAAUGUUGAUGCGCUGCGCGCGAAGAUUUAUGUGCCAUUUGACAGUGCGCUCAAUGUAAGCAAAUCAAAGUAUAGUCGGAAAUCGAUGUGUAAAUACAGUUGGAAGUGAUUUAUGGUACAAAAAAUCGCCAACGGAAUCGUUACAGUUGUUGUUAUUGUUGUGAAUAUCGUUAUUGCGGGAGGAGCUUACGAUGAAAUCCAAAGUGCAAACUAGCGUAAGACAGAGCACACCAUCGUUGGGUCGCUGGGGCCGCUCAACGGUGAGCUCCAGUCCAAUAGCUAUACCAGGCGGUGGAGGAGGAGGAGCAACUGGGAGCGGGAAUGCAGGAACGAGCCCCGAGUACCUCGGUGGAAUGAGUCCACCGCACAGCCCGAACUCGCCCCCUCCGAUACCGCCACGACCUGUGAUACGGCAGUCCAGCUUUACCAAGAUCGGCUACAUGAUCAACACGGCCGUCAACGGAACCAAGAAGCAGUUUAUCGGCAGUUCCGGCGGUGGCAGCGGCAAUGGCGAUACAUCCUGGUGCUUUUCACAGAUAAAGGGUGCCCUCGACGACGAUGUCACCGACGCGGACAUCAUCUCGUGUGUGGAGUUCAACCACGAUGGCGAGCUGCUGGCCACCGGCGACAAAGGCGGCCGAGUUGUUAUAUUCCAGAGAGAUCCUGCCUCGAAAUCUUCGACCCCGCGGCGCGGCGAGUACAACGUCUAUUCCACCUUCCAGUCACACGAGCCCGAGUUCGACUACCUAAAAUCACUAGAAAUAGAGGAAAAAAUCAACAAGAUCCGGUGGCUGAAACGCAAGAACCAGUCGCACUUCCUCCUGUCGACCAACGACAAAACGAUAAAACUCUGGAAGGUCUCGGAACGGGACAAACGGGUCGAGGGUUACAACACGCGGGAAGACAAUGGGAGCGUACGUGAUCCGUCGUCGAUCAGUGCGCUGCGGGUGCCAUCGAUCAAACCGAUGGAUCUGAUGGUGGAGGCGUCGCCCCGUCGGAUCUUUGCCAACGCUCACACCUACCACAUCAACUCGAUAUCGGUCAACUCGGACCAGGAGACGUACCUGUCGGCGGACGACCUCCGGCUCAACCUGUGGCACCUGGAGAUUACCGACCAGAGCUUCAACAUCGUCGACAUCAAGCCGGCCAACAUGGAGGAACUGACGGAGGUCAUCACGGCGGCCGAGUUCCAUCCGACCGAGUGCAACGUGUUCGUCUACUCGAGCAGUAAGGGUACAAUUAGGUUAUGUGAUAUGCGCUCGUCCGCCCUCUGCGACCGGCACGCGAAACUGUUCGAGGAACCGGAGGACGUGGACAUCACCAACAAGAGCUUUUUCCGCGAGAUUAUCAGCUCGAUCAGCGACGUCAAGCUGAGCAACACCGGCCGGUACAUGAUUUCCCGAGAUUAUCUGAGUAUUAAGGUGUGGGAUCUGCACAUGGAGACGAAACCUAUCGAGACGUAUCCGGUGCAUGAAUACCUCCGCACGAAGCUGUGCUCACUGUACGAGAACGACUGCAUCUUCGACAAGUUCGAGUGCUGCUGGAACGGCAACGACAGUUCGAUCAUGACCGGCAGCUACAACAACUUCUUCCGCGUGUUCGACCGCAACAGCAAGAAGGACGUCACGCUGGAAGCGUCCCGGGACAUCAUCAAGCCGAAGACGGUGCUCAAGCCGCGAAAGGUCUGUACCGGCGGCAAGCGGAAAAAAGACGAAAUCAGCGUGGACUGUUUGGACUUCAACAAGAAGAUCCUGCACACCGCUUGGCACCCGCUCGAGAACAUCAUCGCCGUCGCCGCUACCAAUAAUCUAUUUAUAUUUCAGGAUAAGUUUUAGCUAAUAGUAAGCGUAGUAGUAAUAAUCAAUUAUAAAUGUGUAGGCUGAAACAGAAAGAAAAAACAAUGUUGUGUGAACUCUGAUGGAAACAGACAUUGGUGAGCAAACAAAAAAAAAAAAAAAGAACGCGGUGAUCGAGCGAUGGGUUGAGUGUCGUCCGUCAUAGGGGUAUGCAGAGAGGCGGAAAGUGGUAAGAAACACACAAACAAACACAGAUUUAAGUAUUGAGAGCAAAGCAGGAAAGGGACACACGGAAAGAACGCGAGAGAGAUGAAUUCGAGAGAAAGAGAAACGUAAUAAUAGCGUAAACAUUAUAGAAUCAUAAUGGUAUAUUUCGAAUCUAGAAAUGAUACAAAUGAAAAAAAAAAGUGGGGGAAGAAGAAAGGCGAGAUUAUGAAAUUAAACAAAAAGGAACACAACAAAACAAUGUGAAAGCUUUUUAUAAUAUACCAUACAACAAAUAGAAACACGGAGAAAUGCCGAAAUGGGAGAAAAGAAACAACUCACUUACAAAACAAUACAAAAAAGUACACUUAAACAGCAGCUGCAAGCGGAAGGGAAGGUCGAAAGGGAACAAAGUGAAGAUCAGCAGACAGACAGGCAAAGUGAAAGGGGUUGUGUGUCAUUGGUUGAAGGAGAUACGAUUAGAAUAUUCUCAAAAUGUAUUGUAUUUGAUUGUUUAUCAAUAGUUUCACUAUUGAAACAAGUAGUUAGCAGUUUGGUCUACGUAAACCUCAUUCCUAUCAUAUUCUAAAAAGUAUUGUACAUAUGAUGUUCAUCUAAUUCCGUUUGUCUCAAUUUAGCCAAAAUCGGACUUUAGAGCAACCAUGAGAAGUAAAGUGUUGAAGCUUUACGUUUCAGACUUUGUGGAUAGAUCAAAGAAACAAUAAAUUCUAGUGUUCUCUUUCUGUUUAAAGCACUCCACUUUUUAAAGGAAUUGCCAAUAAAAUUCUUGCGAGAGUUCUGUCAAACAAACUGGGCCAUUAUGUUUUGUUAGGCUUAAACUGGUGAGCUCGUUCCACAUGGCUAGCAAUAAUUAAUUGAUCGUUUAUUGGACAUUGCAUCUCAGUUACUGGCAAAGAUAAUUCAGUCAGAAUCACCAAAUUUUCUGUUAAAUAAUACCGUAGUUUCCAGCAUUUUCCAUGCCGGUCACCUCAUUGAUAUUUCACUUGUGGUGUUCCCUAACCUUAUUCAAAAUUAAUGUACAAAAAUAAUAAGGUAAUUUCACAUGAAAAAAAAACGUCGCUUAUUCAAAUUAGAGCACAAUUUUAUGACAAUCAUCAAACUUAAAUAAAGAAAAAAAACCUUUCAGGAAAAUGUAGAUCAAUACAUGUUUAAAAAAAGCCAUCACAUGCCUCAGAGUCAGGCAGAAGCAUCGACAAAAGCCUAGGAAUCAGACAGAAAAUACAACUAAGAUUUUUGAAGUUUCAAACCGCUUGUCUCGAGAUCGUCAAAAAUCGAUAGUGCUCUAGAUCAACCAUGGGAACGAGAAGGUUAAGCAGGAACCUUUUUAUACCAUCCGCGCAGAUAUCAUUAUUUUUACUUUGAAUGUUUAUGCUAAAUGCCAAAUUUUAGUUCAAAUGGCCAUUAUGCCAAAUAACUUCAAUCUAAAUAGCUGUGCCCAAAUGCCCUGACAUAUUUGUCUCAGUGUUGGAUGACACUUGAGCUAACGUCACGAGGAGGGAACCCCAUUUGGUAUGAUGCCGUUUAGUAUAACGGCCAUUUGGGGCAACCACAGAAAGGAGAGGAACUUUAUGCCAGAUGGCCAUUAUGCCAAACAACUCCAAGCAAAAUAGCUGAGCCCAAAUGCCUCAACAUGGUUGCCCCAGUGUUGGAUGACACAUGAGCAAACGUCACAAGGAGAGUAUCUUACUUGGUGUAAAACCGUUUAGCAUAAUGGCCAUUCGGAAUAAUGUAAUUAAAAAAAAAACGACUGACUAUGACUGACUACACGUUGUUAUGCCAAAUGGUAUUAUGCCAAACAGUCGAAGGGGGACCUGAGUCAUUCGGCAUAAACCACAACAGUCAAAGGGGAACCUAUGUAAUUUGGCAUACAGGACAUUUGGCAUAACAAGAAGGGUGUAUUUUGGUUAUGCAGAAUGACCUUAUCCCCGUUUCCACGAAUAGUGUGUUAUGGUGAAUAUUUUAAUCUCACCUCCAGCAAAUGACAUACAAUCCAGAAUAGGCAGUUUAUUAUCACAAAUUUAUCCUUAA
This is a messenger RNA of Aedes albopictus (Asian tiger mosquito), 5185 nucleotides long. It is a transcript of the gene tws, whose product is annotated as protein phosphatase PP2A 55 kDa regulatory subunit. Bases 1328 to 2971 code for a protein of 547 amino acids. Gene Ontology annotation, cellular component: protein phosphatase type 2A complex; cytosol. The record is from RefSeq and is a predicted model, not a curated record. The transcript has 6 exons. Lineage: Eukaryota; Metazoa; Arthropoda; Insecta; Diptera; Culicidae. Gene Ontology annotation, molecular function: protein phosphatase regulator activity; protein binding.